Tricharina praecox is the source of this 900-nucleotide messenger RNA. RefSeq lists its product as uncharacterized. The coding region runs from base 232 to 708 and encodes 158 amino acids. The transcript is spliced from 3 exons. The record is from RefSeq and is a predicted model, not a curated record. Lineage: Eukaryota; Fungi; Ascomycota; Pezizomycetes; Pezizales; Pyronemataceae.
CUCACAGGAGAGUGGUCCCUUCCAAACGGGGCUGGUGGCGUCAGGGCGAUUUGCCCGGUUGCUGGUAUAAAUUAUGCUCCCCUCCCCCCGACUCCCCUACACCUCCAGUUUGCUGUUGUUGAUUCCAUCCCACGACUCUUCUUCUCCACUUUCAAUCCGUCUUCAAUCGUUCGAUACCGCUUUUUAAUCUCCUCACCUUCACCUUCAAUCAACCGUCUCAACCCAAUCAAAAUGAAGUACAGCACUGCCCUCUUCAUUGCUGCCGCGGUGGCCACCGUCAAUGCCCAGCUCGAUGGUCUCCCGACCUGUGCGACUGCCUGUGCCAUGUCCAGCCUCGGAUCCACCGACUGCAGCGACACAAACUUUAAAUGCAUCUGUGGAAAGGAGGAUUUCCUUUCCAGCAUUUCCGGUUGCGUCAACAGUGCCUGUAGCGUCGAGGAUCAGAAGAAGUCACUGGUGUUUGCUCAGGACUUCUGUUCGAGGGCCGGUGCCCCAAUCCCUUCGGCCGUAAUCGCCUCAUUGACCGCUACCGCCUCGUCUACCGCCUCCGCCAGCGGAUCCCGUGCGUCCGGCGUCUCCGCCUCGGCCACCGCCGUCUCCUCGGCCCUCUCCUCCGCCGCCGCUGCUGCCGAGACGGGUGCUGCCAGCAAGUUUGGUAUCUCGGGUCUCGGUCUCGGUGCCGCCGCCGCCGCUUUAUUCUUGUUGUAAUCGGUUCAUAGUCAUUAGCUCUUUUUCCGGGAGGUUAGGGAAGGCAGGGACAUUAUGGUUCGUUAGACAGUCGUAUUAGCAAAAUUGUAUUGUAACCAAUAACGGCAAGAAUGAUUGUUGCCUUUGUCUGCACAUCGGUUUCCUUUUUGCGUCGUGAAGCAUAUCCCGCGUAGCCAAUCAUUGUCCUCCGUC